Trichoplax adhaerens is the source of this 1110-nucleotide messenger RNA. RefSeq lists its product as uncharacterized. The record is from RefSeq and is a predicted model, not a curated record. NCBI's taxonomy places the organism in Eukaryota, Metazoa, Placozoa, Uniplacotomia, Trichoplacea, Trichoplacidae. Gene Ontology annotation, molecular function: tRNA-guanosine(34) queuine transglycosylase activity. Bases 1 to 1110 code for a protein of 369 amino acids. The transcript has 10 exons.
AUGAAUUUCAAAGUGAGAGUAAUCGAUCUGGCCGGGUCUUGCUGUCGUCUAGGAGCACUGCAAUUUGGAACCAAGGUAGUUGAAACUCCUGGUUGUUUAAUUUAUAACCGUUCUGGUGUAGUUCCUCAUCUCACACCGGAUAUUUUGGAGACUUUGGACAACGUUCCACCUAUUAUGCAUACACCUCUGGCUUCGAUUAUUGAAGAACCUGGAUUAAUAAAAUUACGCGGAUAUGGCAAAGGUCUCGCUAGCUUCAUAGGAUACAAAGAUAACUCAGUUUACAUAUCAGCCUCCGAUUACCAGGGCGAGGCUAUGUACCAGUACAAUGAAAAUAAAUCAAUCUCCGUGUGGACAAAGACUGGUAGAACAAAGGUUACACCUGAUGAUUACUCAAAAUUUGUCGAAGUUUGCCGGCCUAGUUGGUAUCAAAGCUUAUGCGACACGGUGCCUGCUAAUGCAUCUAUUAAAAGAACGCGCAAAUCAGUUGAUAGAACUUUAGAAUUUUUAGAUCAGUGCCUUAAAUAUCGUGAGAAACAUGAUAGUUUGAAAACUAGUGAGUUAUGGGCUGCUGUUGAAGGAGGUGGACUAGUUGAUGAGAGACAACGAUCUGCUAAGGAAUCCGCAACCAGGCCUGUUUUCGGAUUCACUUUAGAAGGAUUUGGUAGCGAUCAAAUGAAUGUUGAAACUAUUUUUGAGCUUCUUCCGUUAACAACGCAAAACCUCCCAGUUGAAAAGCCAAGAUUAAUUCACGCGAUUGGUUCACCCACUAUCAAUUCUCUAAGUCGUUCAAGUAAGCUAACUGAAGUUGAAGAAGAAAACGGAAAUGAUUCCUCCAAUGAUCAAGAUCGUACUGCAACAUUUUCAUUGUUAAAUUUACGUGAAGAUAGAUAUAAUGAAGAUUUCUCACCAUUGGUUAGUGGUUGUAAAUGCUUCGUGUGUUCGAACCAUACAAGAGCCUAUAUUCACCAUCUAAUAAUUAAUAAUGAGAUGUUGGGCGGAGUCCUUCUCAUGACACAUAAUUUAUUUCAAUAUAUUGAAUUCUUUCGUUGUAUCCGGACAUCGCUCAAGAAUAAUAAAUGGAAAGAACUACGAAAAUUAUUUGAUGCUUGA